Messenger RNA from Pectinophora gossypiella (pink bollworm), 8727 nucleotides. RefSeq lists its product as uncharacterized. Bases 345 to 2837 code for a protein of 830 amino acids. The transcript has 17 exons. The record is from RefSeq and is a predicted model, not a curated record. NCBI's taxonomy places the organism in Eukaryota, Metazoa, Arthropoda, Insecta, Lepidoptera, Gelechiidae. Gene Ontology annotation, molecular function: protein binding; DNA binding.
GCGGACGUUCGUUGUUUAUGAGCGACAUUUUCUUUUGGAAAUUAUGUGGACGUAAAUUACGCCAAUUUUCUUAUAUUGUAACUGCAUUUUGGUGCAAUACUGUGUGUAUUUCAUGAAAUAUAUAUUCUAUUCUGUCUUGGACAUAAACUGAUUGACGUAUAAAUGCAUCAAUCACAAGAAAGGCAUAAGUUUUUUUCUCUACAAAUAUAGCGGGAAAUCUACGCUGUGACGCGCACAAACGUUAAUAAAUCGCUGUGGAGAUCGCUAAAGUGGCGUAACCGUCCUGUUAUGUGGCCAUUUAGGUUUUGACAGUGGUUUUGUGUCAGAUAUUUGUGUAAUUGACAAUGUCGGAAGAAAUGGCGGUGGGUGAUAACGCUUCGGGAGAAGAGACUAAAGUUAACGGCGAUAAAGCGUUGGUGGUGAGCGCAGAGGACGCUGAGGUCGCCAGCUCGGAGCCGCCGACCGACCCAGCCGCUCCGGAGAGCGAGGAAAACACAGCACCAGUGGAAGCUUUACCAGACGAACCAAAUGAACCUGAAAUACCGAAUGAUGUCAAAUCAGAAGCCUCGGAGGCCCCAGAGGAGGAAGCUUCAGAACAACCAGAUCUGGUGGAUCGAGGAGUCAAACGCAGAGCCUCCUCUGCCUUUAGCGACAAUGAAGAUGACUUCAAAGGGAGUGGGGACGGAGUUACGCCAGAGGAAGUGUUCAAAGGCUUCGAUACUACAAUUGACACGAAAGAUGUUUCUACAGAUUACAGCAUAAUCUUGGAGCGCCUGGAAGCGGAGGUGACGGCGGCGGCGCAGAGCUUCACGCCAGUGCGGACGGUGACCGCCUUCCCGAUGCCCGUGCGCGCCGGCAAGCGCGCCAGGCAGGAUACUGAUGGCUCGAGACCGUCGUCAGCUCUGUCGUCCAGGUCUGAUGGUGAAGGCGCACUCUCUAAUGAGGGCACAAGCGCUGCGUCCUCGCCGGCCAACCGCCGCCGCGCCACCACUGAGAUGUCGUCUCCGCUGCUCCGCAUCCCCCUGGAGCGCGGCUGGAGGCGCGAGCUGGUGUACCGCGCCGCGCUCGACGCGCACCAACGACGCAACGCAGACAUAUACUACUACACGCCGCAGGGGAAGAAGCUGCGCUCCACCAGAGAGGUGGCAGAACAUUUGUCCGGCACAGGACUUACGCUAGACAACUUCUCAUUCUUCAAGGAACCACUCGGCAUUGAUGACCCAGAGAAAGAAAUCAUACGUGACGCCAAGCUGAUGCGGCGCGUGGAGUCGCCCGUGUCUGCGCCGGCGCCGGCCGCGCCGGAGGGCAAGCGCACGCCCAAGCCCAAGCCGCCCAAAGGCGCCAGCCCCGAGCCCGCCACGCCCAAGUCGCCGCCCGCUAAGAUUAAGGUGAAGUCAGUGGGGUCCCGGCUGAGCGGCAGCGGGGCUCCGCCCCCGAGCCGCCCGCCGCGUCGCGCCGCGCCGCAGGACAACAACAACACCUCGGCCUGGAAGAAACCCAGCGAAGACAAACGCACGCGCGGGCGCAUAUCGAACGGCGCGGCGCCCCCCGACGCGGCCGCGCUGUCCCCGCGGCGCCGGGGCCGCCCGCGGCUCGACGACGCCGACCACUUCACCGCCUUCUACAACAAGGCCAAGGAGAAGAACUAUAACGUUGUUGUACAGAUAUUCCAAUACCUAGGCAUGCGUGAGCUGGCGCACUGCGCGCGAGUGUGUCGGCUGUGGAGGACGCUAGCCGCCACGCCGGCGCUAUGGAGGCACGUACGGAUGAAAAACUCACAUGUGAGCGACUGGGGUGGGCUCUGCAGCGCACUCAAGCGGCACGGCACGAAGCGACUGGACCUGCGCAAGAUGCUGCUGCCACAGAACGACACAGUCUUCUGGCAGCAGUUCGCGCAACACAUACCCACUGUCGACACCAUAGAGAGGAUAGAAAUGUGCCGAUGUCCAGCGAGCGCGGUGGAGGCAGUGUGCCGCGGCCUCCCUGGGUUGCGCUCGCUGUCGGCGCUUGCCAUCCGGGACGCCCUGCUGGACCCGGGCCCGCUGGCGUCGCUGCCGCUGCUGCACGAGCUGCGCCUCAAGAGCAUGGCCGGCCUGUCCCUCACGCGCCCUCUCACGCCCCUCGCUGCCCUCACCAACCUGCAGCACCUCUCACUCACAUCUAUCAAGGAGCUGGGGUGGUGCGCGAGCGACAUAAUCGGUCAGCUGGAGCAGCUGGAGUCGCUGGAGCUGGGCGAGUGCACGUUCCGCGCGGAGUUCGCGGGCGUGGUGUCGCGCCUGCGGCGGCUGCGGCGCCUGCGCCUGGAGCGCGGCACGGCGCAGUGCGCGGCGCCGCACAUCCUGCGCGCGCUGGCCGAGCUGCCGCUGCUCACGCGCCUCGAGCUCGUCAACAUCGACGUCAAGGUGGGCUUCGACGACGCGCUGGCUGAAUGCAAGAACAUCCAGAGGCUACUGAUCAUACCGACAUAUGUCUCCCAGUCCGCUACCACCAACAAACAGGUGCUAAGCGGCGUACUCCGAUUAAAAGACAGCUUAACGCACCUGAUGUGGGGCGUGACCAUCGAGCUGCUCCGCGUGACAGAGCUGUUCAUCGACCAAUGCAAGCAGGCGGGCGACAAGGCGCCGCGCGACCUCGGCGAGUGCAUCCCCGUGCUCAAACCCGUGCCCGGCUGCCGGCUGCCCGACCACCACCAUGUGCACGGACCGCCACAAGUGGAGAUCCUCCCGCUGCCGACGCUGCAGCGCCUGUUGUCGGCCCAGCUGCCCAACACCAAGCUGAAGCUGCUCCGCAUCCCCUUCCACGCCACCUGGCGCCAGUCACUCGCGGACUUCCAGUAGCGCCUGCGCACCGCGCUACACCACACACUAUGCUCUGAAAAUCAGCGUGGGAGUGUUUCAUAACAAAUGCUGAGUCGGGGGCGUCUUGGCUACACCUCGCUAUAUUUACGUGCAAAUUAUAAAUAAUAAAGUACACGUACAAGCCGUAUGCGCACCACAGGGGUUCAAAAAGCCCAAAUCGAAGCAAUUCAUCUAAUAAAAGCAAUAUUUCUAUUUGACUUUUGUCUGCACUGCGCACUUGCUUUUAUAUGCGCAAAUGUCAAAUUGAAAUACGGCUUUUUUUAGAUGAAUUGCUUCUGGCUUUUUUAACCCCGCUGUGGGCAAAGGUGGCUCGGAGAGGUUAGUUCAUGCUGAAUGAUUGUCAAAUUAAUUGUCCAAAUAUAUUUUUAUAAUUUACAAAGCGUCUGUCCAGUUGACUACGUUAAUUCAGGGUCUGUUUCACGGACGUCUAUAAACUUAUCUACUAUCUUAUCUGACGCAUAAGUGGCUGAUAGCAAUACUAAUCUGCCGGAUAAGACUGUUUGUCAGCAAAUGGUGAAACAUGGCCUUAUAAUACUAGUUUUAUAUUAUGAGCGUCAUUGUACAUUUUUCAUCCAAAUUCUUUAUGAAGACAUGUGUGUAAGGUUUCAUACCAUGAAACAAAAUAAGGCUAAAUAAUAUCGUUACUAUAAUGAACAUACAGGGUGUUAGUGGCAUCGUAACGAAUACUGAAGGGGAUGAUUCAGAUCAUGCUUCUGAGUUUAAUAUCAAGUGGAAUAUCCGGUCGGAAAAUUCAUGAAAAUUUUAGUGCUUUUUAAAAUUGUUUUUAGUUUACGGAAAAUUCAACUUGGUAUCAACUGAUAAUCAUGGUUCAAUCAUCCCUGGAAGUUUCCGUUACGAUGUCACUAACACCUUAACCUCUUAACGCCGAGAUUUCCAGACACAAUAGUUAAAUAAUGGGUUUUGGAUUUUAAAAGAACAUUCGGUCUUACGACUCUAGAUAGCCUAAGCAAAGGGUUAUGAGGGUGUUUCUCUUCGUUGAAUGACGUAUUCGUUUUUAGCCGCGUUACCGCACCCCGAACACUGCGUACAAAAAUCUCAUCCUUACCGUGCGCCGCUUAACGCAUGAGACGGACAUCUCUAGCGCUCUCCCUUGCUCCUUAGCCUGCUGAUUCUUACAAAAUCGGUAUUAAAAUGACUUAAUUGUCGCCGUCGCUUGCUUGUGCUCUAAACCACAAAGUUCGACUUUUAUCUCCCUUAUAUCCCGUUCUCACAGGGUCCGCUUACCUAACCUGCAGAUGACAGGUCCGGUUUUUUACAGAAGCGACUGCCUGUCUGACCUUCCAACCUAAGGGAAACUAAGUUCGACUUUGAGUUUGAAUCCAUGUUCACAGAUAGUUGUUGUGGUUUCCAGGAUUUGUACCUGGUUAAUGGCAGUAUGCUCGCCCCUUAAUAUAUGGGACUUAAACAUAGCUGGCGAGGAGCGGGUGUACCGUCAUGAGCAAUAGGACUCUGUCGCACUAACAUAUUUGACAUUUAGUGAGACUUACAGUUAAUUUGUCAAAAAAGUUAAUGUGACAUGGUACCAAAGUGUAUACAUAUUAAUGCUCGUGACCGUAUGUCAUGGUACGUGUUCUCGCGAUCGACGGAUACCUGCGGGGCUAAAAUGGCCACAUAGAAGCAAUCCAUGUAAAAAAGCAAUAUUGCAAUUUGACAUUUGCGCAUAUAAAAGUAAGUGCGCAAUGUCAAACAAAUGUCAGAUAGCAAUGUUGCUGUUUAGAUUAAUUGAUUUCAGGUGUCAUUAACCUAACCACCCCACCCCGCCUCCGUAUGGUCUUUACUAGCAUUUAAAUCAAUUAUAAAAAUAGAACAAUCGAAUAUUAUUUAGUCUUAUGACUACCUAUAACUUGUGCAAUGUCCUUUAAUAAACUGUCUUAGUCCAAAGAUGCAAAGCAUAAAUGAAGGGUACAAUCUUUGCUUCAAUAAAUGUAAGGGUUUGGAAUAUUUUUCGUACAAAACAAGUGUUCGACUUCGGCUGUAGACUAAAAGUAAGCCACGAAACGAAUCUACAUACAUUUGGUGUGAUUAGAGAUAUUGGCGCCGAUUCCUGCAGAUACCUCAUUUUAUUUCAAGUUAUACCCGUCACUUUCUUAUCCGCCGAAAAGGAAAGGGACGGGUAAUUGACAAGUGUUUUAAAAUAAACGAAUAACCCAGGCGAAUAAAAUAGGCAUCUCGCUGUUAUGUGUGUGAUGUCAACUUAAUUAUUUCGGGUUUUUGCCCAAUAUAAAAAAUUGGGAGGGCUUUUAAAAUUCCUGCCUGAAAUUGACGUGUGUUCCAUAGCUUUUAUGGCUGUCGAUUACUCGUCCCAUACUUUGUCGGCGGAUAAGAAAAUGACAGGUAUAACUUAAAAUAAAAUUAGAUGGUGUGUACAGUCAUGAGCAAUAUAAUGUGCCCACUUUAGGACUCUGUUGCACUAACAUAUUUGACAUUUAGUGAGACUUGCAGUUCAAUUUAUCAAAAAAGUUAAUGUGACAUGAGCAUUAAUAUGGUACCAAAGUGUAUACAUAUUAAUGCUCGUGACCGUACUGGAGUUAGCACCAAUAUUGAUGUAAUACUUUAUAUAAUUUAAAGUUUAAUAGUAGUAUUUUAUAUCGAACAACUAAUACCUGAAACAAUCUGGCUAGUAGCGACGUUCUGUUUAAAAUAGUAGAGUAACGAUGCGGAAAAUCGAAGAAUUUUAAACUACAUAAGCGCGCUGCCCGACCCCUAACCGUUUACUACCAUUCCACAUUCGAAUCCCGGUGGGGACAUUAACCACAACAAGUAUACUUUAUUGCACACACCAUACAAAACAAGUUUUACACACAUGAACUAAAGAUACAGUACAAUCUGGCGGCCUUAUUGCUAAGCAGCAAUUUCUUCCAGUGGCAAGCGAACAUUUAUCACAAUUUACCACAAAAAUUUCUUGUGUCAUCCCUAGUUUGGUUACAUUACAGGCUGAUCACCCGAAUGUCCGAAAGACGAUCCGUGCUUCGGAAGGCACGUUAAGCCCUUGGUCCCGGUUACUACUUACUGAUGGAAGUACGUAAUCGUUACAUGAGCCAUGUCAGGGGCUUUUGACGGCUCAAUAGUAACCCUGAUGCCAGGGUUGAUGAGGAUGGUAAUUCACCUCACAGACAACCCACACGAAGAAGAUUAGUUUUCUAAUUUCUUAUGAAAAUAGGCACUGUUUUUUCUUUGGCUCUUCUGCAUUUCCUUUGGAGUGCGACAUCUUGAAAAAAUCGCGGGUGUCCCGGUAGUCGCGUGUACCAACGACCUUAAGUUCUCUCACGUCGCGUCGAAGGUUGAUGAGGUUGGUGAUCCACCUCACAACCCACACGAUAGAAGAAGAAUUAUGUUCAGUGGUUAGUUGUUCGAUAACACUAUAAACAGACUGUACAACUCACGUUAUUAUGGUAAUAACAGUGUGGUUUAGAUUUCCGUAGUCAAAUUCAUUAUGAAAAACCGUAUACUGUUUUAAAUACAUGACAUGUAGACAAAUAAAUAGGCAUUCAUCAUCAUCAGCCCAUUAACGUCCCCACUGCUGGGGCACGGGCCUUCCCUGUGGAUGGAUAGGGAGAAAUAGGGUUUCUAGAGGGCAUAAGUUUGUUUUUAACGGUGUGACAGUCAGAUUUUUCGGGAAAGUUGCAAAGUUCUCGUAGAUGUACAGGAUAAACCUUUAAAUUUGUGCGUGUUUUGUGCAUUUUAGCAGUUUUUAUGAUAUAUUUUUUGGAUGGGAUUCUUUCGGUAACUUGAUCGGCAGACAUCUUGAAAUUUAGCGUUAAGGAAUGUAUAAAUUGAUAAUUUUGGUGGUGAUAGCAUUUUUAGUAAGCCGAAGAUACGAAAAGAAACGAAUGCGUUUUAUAUUUGAUGUAAUCUGUCAGUGUAUGAAAAGCCGUGUAAUGGUACAGGUUUAAAACACGAGAUAUAAAAUUCAUCAAAGUAACAAAGCUCAUCAAAUUUCCGAAUGAAUCAUGCAACAUUAAUUAUAAGAAACACAAAUCCAUUACUAAAACUAUAAGCAAUAGUAAAAUUAAUACCAAAUUUGACUUAAGAUAAAUAAAUUAAAAUAUAUACCAAGCAGUAGAGAAUCAUGAAAUAAAAUAUAUAAAAAAUAGUAUAUAUUUUACUAGCAGAAUUUAGAACAGUCAGAAACUGAGCGAAACAUUCAUUUUCUAAGCAAAAUAUCGUGUUAAAUCCAUCACUUUUUCUACCUUCGGAGUAGACAGUGGCUGUAGAAUCGUAUAUUACCUUAUAACACUAAUUUAUCCCCUAUUAUUUGAAACAAAUAUCAUUUAUACAAACUUUUUAAAUACUGUUAUAUGUAGUGCAAUUUUGUUAUAACCAUAAUGGCCCCGAUUCCUGCAGACACCGCCUAAGUUAUAUCCGUCAUUUUCUUAUCCGCCGAAAAGGAAAGGGACGGAUGAUUGUCAACAAGUUAAUUUUAAAACGAAUGAAUAUACCGAGCGAAUAAAAUAGGCAUCUCGCUGGUAUGUAGCCCGUUUGACGUGCUGUCUACUUAACUCUGUCGGGUUAUUGGCCGAUGUAAAUUUUUUAGAAGGUUGUGUUUUAGAUUUCUGCUUAAAAUUGACGUGUAUCCCAUAAAUUUUAUGCCUGUCGAUUACCCGUCCCUUUCUAUUUCAACGGAUAAGAAAAUGACAGGUAUAACUUAAAAUAAAAUUAGAUGGCGUCUGCAGGAAUUAGCACCAAUGUUUUGCUUAUAAAUUGAAAUGGAUGUAACUGGCUAUUAAUCUAUAAAAUGUUUUAAUGAUAAUUUCAAAAAUAAGGCUGAAUGCACAUCUACUGAGUGGCGGCAUAUUUAUAACGUUAUAUGAUUAAGUAGCUUUGUCCCCAUUCAGUAUCGUGUGAUACGGGCCCUGAAUUAUCAUACAAACGUGACCGUUUCAGAGAAGUUUAUGAAAUUUAUCACUUACCAUAAAUAUAUUAGUUUUAGUGUUGAUUUAUAAUAAUUGUACAUAUUUUAAGCAGUUAGUUUAGUAAUCAGUGCCUAUAAUGUACUUUUGGUUCGUGGUCAGGCUUCAAUACAAGCUUACAUAACGAGGGCUAACAGAAAUGUAAUAAUUUAUUGUGUAAUAAUUUUCAAAGAUUUAAAACUUGCUUGUUUUAGGGACUGAUGUUGCACUAUAUAAAUAGUUGAUAGAUAAUGUGGAAUGAACAUACAUUUAUUUUUAAAAUUAUAUGGUAUGCAUUGACCUCGUAUAUGAACAAAUAGACUACUAAUAUCUUUAAAAAAACGUCCGCGGCGCAUGUUGUCACUGUACAAUCGAUACUGCUCUUUAUUUUAACAGACACAACGAACUUGUGCUAUAUAAAUAACUUAGUGUACGGUCACGAGCAUUAAUAUGUAUACACUUUAAUACCAUGUCACAUUAACUUUUUUGACAAAUUGAACUGUAAGUCUCACUAAAUGUCAAAAAUGUUAAUGCGACAGAGUCCUAAAGUGGGUACAUUAUAUUGCUCAUGACUGUACUAGUCGCAAUGGGCGUAACGGCGACACUGUACCAUCAUGAGCAAUAUCAUGUACCCACUUUAGAACCCUGUCACACUAUCAUAUUUGACAUUUAAUGAGACUUACGGUUUAAUUUUUCAUAAAAGUUAAUGUGACAUGGUUUCAAAGAGUAUGUACAUGUUAGUACUCGUGACCGUGCUCUUUAUUUUAACAAGCAAAACAACUUAAUUUGACAGAACGAACUUAUACUAUCUACAUAAGUUAAUGUAUACGCAUUAACAACACCGGUUUAGACACUAGAAAAAAUCCUUUGCGACGAGUCUAUUUGUCUAUAGUAUGAUGGUAUGUAUGCAAAGUACAGUUUAUUUUUUAUGUGUGUAGCCCAUGGGCGGACCAGGGGGG